AUGUCCCUAAUCACAGAUGAGAUUAGAUCCUCUGCAACAGAGUUCUACACUGGAAAUGAUAUCUGCAAAGUAAAAUCCAAGUUUUUGCUGACAGAAGUUGGGUUGCCAAAUGGCCUUCUGCCACUGGAGGACAUAGAAGAAUGUGGGUAUGUGAAGGACACGGGAUUUGUUUGGCUAAAACAGAAGAAGAAGAUUGAGCACAAGUUUACGGAAAUUGGGAAGCUGGUGCAGUAUGCACCAGAAGUGACAGCCUUUGUUGAGCCAAACAAGAUCAAGAAACUGACAGGCGUCAAGACCAAGGAGCUACUGAUGUGGAUCACUCUCAAUGAAAUUUACGUGGACGAUCCGCCCACCGGAAAGAUCACAUUCAAGACCCCGACCGGGCUAUUCCGGACCUUUCCGGUGUCGGCUUUCGAGAUCAAGGAGGAGCAAAAGGAUGUGAAGGAGGGGAACGGAGUCAAUGCUGCUGCUGCAAAGGAAGUUAAAGAAACUGCUGCAGCUGUGGAAGUGAAAGAGGUGUAG
Messenger RNA from Fraxinus pennsylvanica, 522 nucleotides. NCBI's taxonomy places the organism in Eukaryota, Viridiplantae, Streptophyta, Magnoliopsida, Lamiales, Oleaceae. The record is from the annotation of a GenBank genome assembly.